Messenger RNA from Gekko japonicus, 1055 nucleotides. RefSeq names its product testis development related protein (gene TDRP). NCBI's taxonomy places the organism in Eukaryota, Metazoa, Chordata, Lepidosauria, Squamata, Gekkonidae. Gene Ontology annotation, biological process: spermatogenesis. Gene Ontology annotation, cellular component: nucleus; cytosol. The transcript has 5 exons. The coding region runs from base 264 to 887 and encodes 207 amino acids. The record is from RefSeq and is a predicted model, not a curated record.
CGUCCGCGCGCUACGCGGGUUGCCGUGACGACGAGGCAAGCCCGUUCCCUCAGGUUCUCCUUCCCCUCCCGCCGGCUGCCCCCGUCCCAGUCCCUCCCACCGCCCAGUCAGCCGCAAACAUGGCAGCGGCCGCUCGGAGGCUCCGCGCUGCGGAGAUGGCUUUGACGGCGGUGAGGGAAGGUCACAGGAAUAAAUAAGACAGGGGCACCACCAACCCACUUUCCUCUCCCCCCUCCCUUUCUCCACCUUGCCAUCCCCUGAGAAUGUGGAAACUCAACAAGAGCGGCAAAGUUCUCCUGGACGAUUCUCCGGAGGAGGAAGAGAGCCAUGUGCAUGAUUCGCCACCUCCACCAGCAGCCACCUCAGCCCAGAGCAAGGAUCCAUUUCUUCAUGAUGAAGGUUCAUCCUCUGUUUCGCAACUUGCAACAAAGGUUCAAGGAGCAGGUUUUCGGGGCUGGAAAGAAGUAACCUCUAUAUUCAAUAAGGAUGAUGAACAGCAGUUGCUAACAGGAUGUAAAUCUCCAAAAUCUAAAGGAACAAGUUUAAAAUUAAAAGAGGACAUGAAGUCCGAAAAGAAACCUGGAUUUUGGGACAAUUUGGUGAUCAAACAGAACAUCCAGUCAAGGAAACCAGAUGAAAUUGAAGGAUGGGAGCCUCCACAGAUUCCUGCCAGUGAUUCCUGCCACCUCAGUGAUACGGGAAAUACUUUAAGUGACUAUUCAUCUUGGUCAGGCUGGGAAGAUGAAACCAAAGGCUCCACAAAAUAUACAAACCUGGCAAGCUCAGCUAAUAGUUCAAAGUGGAGUAUCAAAUCUGCAGGACGAUUGGUUAGCAUUCGGCGACAGAGCAAAGGUAAUCUGACUGAUAACUGGGAAGAACUAGAAUGAUACACAGAAUGUGUAAUGUUCCAUACAUAUACAAUAGGCAACGUGAUUCAUGUAUGUCUUCAAAUCAAAAUCAAACCUACUUAAUAUUGUACCUUUUUACAGAGCUAUUGUUCACCUUACUAUAAAUGUCCUGGUAGUUUGGUUUUCCACACUGACCAAAGCACCUGA